CAAGACGUACAGAAAACUGUCCCAACAAAAUAACAGAGGUAAACACAACAAACCCAAAAAAUAAUUUAAUUCUUAAGAAACCAAAAAAAAUUAAAAAUAAAAAAAAACAAGAUUUAGAUCUGAAGUUUUAAACAAAAAAACGAAAAACACAACUGUGAUAUUCUUUAAUUUAUGAUGCAAAAACAUAAAUGAGGGUUGUUCUAUUGUUAAUUUGACGUUUGUAACACAAAAUGAUUUCGAAAAAAAAAAUCGAUAAAUUAGUACAAUUAUUCAAACACAACAUCAGGGUUGUUCUAAUGUUGUUUUGCGGUCAGUACUACAACAACAUUCAUACAUAUAUGUAUCAGACAAAUAUAAUAAUAAAAACUUAAAAAAAAAAUAAUGGGUAUUUCUGUUUGGUUGUUUUUGUGUUGUUUUAUUGUUGUUAUUUUAUUUUUUUUGUUGAUUUUUUUUUUGUUGUUUUGCUAUUGUUUUAUUGUUGUUGUACUAUUGUUUUAACAUUAAAUAAGACCCUGGAAUGACAGGUAAUGGAACGUCUACCAGUACUCAUCAAGAGCAGUGGACAAUGGAAUGAAGAUCACAAUUAUGUGAACUAUGUGGCUAGUGGAGAAUUCAUACCAACAAAAUGCAAGUACGAAGAGCUACUGCAAAUACUGGUUACUUCAUUGGGGUGCGAAAACACCAGCACAACACUACAAAUACAGUACCAAGCUACAGAAGGAAUACCACCGAUCAAAAUAUGCAACGAUCGAAGCCUCUACUUUUACUUGGAAUUGAAAAUGAAGGAAACAGAUUUCACGACAUAUCCACUAUGUGUCAACCAGCAAAACAACAACACAACACCUGCUGCAACACCAAAUUCGAUAUCCACAACAACACCGAAUGAAUAUAAUGUGGCAAUGAUCGAAAACAACACAACAACGCUUGAAAACAACAUAACAACAACAGAAUCAUACACAACGGGACAGCAAACGGAAGAAGGGGAAAAGUCAGAAACAAUAGAAGAUGAGGAGGACAAAUUCGACAUAAUUGACUAUGCAAAUCUGGUUGCUGAAGAAAUGGUAGAACAACUUGAAAACACCAGUAAAAAAUUGGAUCCAGAAAUCGACAUCAACAAUGCAAAGUUAAUAACAGACAAACAACACCCCGAAGUGGAAAAAGGACAGGCAUACAAAGACAAAGAAACUCUAAAAAAUGUCCUCAGCUACUACGCAAUCAAAAACAACUUUCAGUACAAAGUGUGGAAGUCCUGCUCUCAAGAAUACAGUCUGAAAUGUGUUUACGAAAGCUGCAAUUGGUCACUAAGAGCAUCGAGAAAUGGGCCAACAAACACAUUCAUAAUCAGGAGGUUCUCAAAUAUGCACACAUGCCCCAUAAAUAUAAGGCAUGAAGACCAAAGGCAAGCAACAUCGAAACUGAUAGGGGAAUGCAUAAAACCGAAGUUCUUGAACAUAAAGACCAAGGCAACAGCGAUGGACAUAAAAGGGGAGUUGAAAUACAGAUUUGGCAUCAAAAUGAACUAUAUGAAAGCUUGGAGAAGUAAGGAACAUGCAGUAAACAGACUUGAGAGGUAAUGCUAGUGACUCGUACAGCCUAAUACCGAGUUUCUUACACAUGGUGGAAAAAACAAACCCUGGAUCAUUUGUGGAUCUGAAAACGGCAGAAGACAACAGCUUGCUCUUUGUUUUCAUGGCGUUGGAUGCAUCCAUAAAAGGGUGGGGAGCAUGCAGACCGAUAGUUGUUGUGGACGGAACGUUCCU
Cannabis sativa is the source of this 1760-nucleotide messenger RNA. RefSeq lists its product as uncharacterized. Bases 528 to 1574 code for a protein of 348 amino acids. The record is from RefSeq and is a predicted model, not a curated record. NCBI's taxonomy places the organism in Eukaryota, Viridiplantae, Streptophyta, Magnoliopsida, Rosales, Cannabaceae. The transcript has 2 exons.